Molecule: messenger RNA, 1348 nt
Organism: Dendrobium catenatum
Lineage: Eukaryota; Viridiplantae; Streptophyta; Magnoliopsida; Asparagales; Orchidaceae
Product: splicing factor U2af small subunit B
Exons: 3
Coding region: 215-1048 (277 amino acids)
Biological process (GO): mRNA splicing, via spliceosome
Cellular component (GO): U2AF complex; spliceosomal complex
Molecular function (GO): metal ion binding; pre-mRNA 3'-splice site binding
Source: RefSeq, a predicted model, not a curated record
GGUUUCCAAGUAGCAGACCUUGAUCGUUUUCGCACCCAGUGACUUACCACCGGCGGAACCCUAACCGGCCCUCUUUACCGCUCUCUCUCUGUACGCCGGUUCUCUUCCUAGGCCGCCUAAAGAGUGUGUUGAAAGCGAAGGUUAUACACGUUCGUUGCCCUGAAAUGGGGUUUUCAGGUGGCUGAAGUGGUUAUCUGAUAAUUAGCUAACAGUGAUGGCUGAGCAUCUUGCAUCAAUAUUUGGAACUGAGAAAGACCGCGUCAACUGCCCAUUCUACUUUAAGAUUGGAGCUUGCCGUCAUGGCGAUCGAUGCUCCCGUCUCCACAAUAGGCCAACCAUUUCCCCCACCCUUCUACUGUCAAAUAUGUACCAGCGGCCAGACAUGAUCACUCCUGGUGUUGAUGCCCAGGGACAGCCAAUUGAUCCCCGAAAGAUCCAAGAACAUUUUGAGGACUUCUAUGAGGAUAUCUUUGAGGAGUUGAGCAAGUUUGGUGAGAUUGAGAGUCUCAACAUUUGUGAUAACCUUGCUGAUCACAUGGUAGGUAAUGUAUAUGUUCAAUUCAAGGAGGAGGACCAGGCAGCCGCAGCUCUGAGGGCACUUCAAGGGAGAUUUUAUUCAGGACGCCCAAUAAUUGUUGACUUCUCACCUGUUACUGACUUUCGGGAGGCCACAUGUCGUCAAUUUGAGGAAAAUAGUUGCAAUAGAGGUGGGUAUUGCAACUUUAUGCAUGUGAAGCAGAUUGGGAGGGAGUUGAGGAGGAAACUUUUUGGACGAUACAGGAGGUCUAUGGGAAGUCGUAGCCGAAGCAGGAGCCCUAGUCCACAAAUUCGGAGGGAAUAUCGUGAGCACGAUAAUCGUGAAAGGGACUUUCGUGCAAGGAGGGGUGGAGAUAGGUAUGGAAGGUAUGAUGAUGGAGGUAGGCAUGAUGAUGGAGUGAGGCGAAGGCAUCGGAGUCCAAGACGGUCUAGGAGCCCGGUUAGAGAAGGAAGUGAGGAGCGGAGGGCUAGGAUUGAGCAGUGGAAUAGGGAAAGAGAGAAGCAUGCUUAACUCAGAGUGUGUGUUUUUAACUUGCUCCUGCUUAUCGCUAUUAUAUUCUGUUUGCUUUUCUUGGGGGUCAUGUGUCGUCAGUUUCAGGUUAGCAUGUGCUAAAGAUACACCCAUACAUUUUGAGUGGCAUUUCUGGAAUCGAUGUAGUAUUUACUUAUUAAUUUCUAUGUGGAUGUAUUUAUGACUUCCUGGCUGGUCACAGUUUCUUGGGUUGUCAAUGUUGCAAAAGAAUUCUAGAUAGAGAGUUUAUUACCUUGCUUUCACAAUUAAUAUGGAAAAUAAGCUGCUGCUUUUUUCCAA